Argentina anserina (silverweed cinquefoil) is the source of this 833-nucleotide messenger RNA. RefSeq lists its product as uncharacterized. Lineage: Eukaryota; Viridiplantae; Streptophyta; Magnoliopsida; Rosales; Rosaceae. Bases 75 to 611 code for a protein of 178 amino acids. The record is from RefSeq and is a predicted model, not a curated record. The transcript is spliced from 3 exons.
UUCUCCUUCUCAUUCACUCAUUCUCUUCUGUACUCUGGUAGUGUACUGAUAACAAGACGGGGGAGAGAGGGAGAAUGGAGAAAGCUCUGACCAAAGUGAGCAGCUUAAAGAUUGGGAGCUCAUGGAUCUCCAAGAAAGCCAAGGAAGAGUUGUCUAACAUCAGCGACGACAUCACUACUUUCUCAAGUACUGUUGAGCAGAAGGCAAAAUGGAUUUUUGACAAGCUAAAAGGAAAGCCACUGAAGAGCUUACCAGAACUCCUUCGAGAGUACAACUUGCCACCAGGGCUUUUUCCGGCAAACAUAACCUGUUAUGAAUUCACCGAGACAAACGCCAAGCUGAUUGUGUAUUUGCCGGCUCCAUCUGAAGUUACCUUCAAGGAUUCAUCUGCUAUAAGGUAUGCAACACGGGUAAAGGCAAAUCUGUUGAGGGGAAGGCUCACAGGGAUAGAGGGAAUGAAGACUAAGGUUGUUGUAUGGGUUAAGGUUACUUGUGUAGCAAUGGAGAGUACCAAGUCUGACAAGAUCUGGUUUACUGCGGGCGUUAAGAAGUCACGAUCCAAGGAUGUCUACAUCACGCCCCGAGAUGCUAUUAGAGUACAGGAGUUUUGAAUUUGGGGUAUAUUGAGCAUCACCAUUCAUACUGUCAUCAGUGGGGAGAUGACCUGAAUUCUUGAUAGUAUUUUGUUCAGUGGGCAUUUAUUUGACUGCUUCUUUUGACAAUGUCAUGUGCAGCAUGUUGUUAAUUGGUCAUCGGAAAUCUACGUUUUUCUUUGGCUGUUGAACAAAUAUCACUUUUGGGAUGUAUAAUGCAAUUGCUUCAUUUGGGCUUGA